This is a messenger RNA of Diospyros lotus (date-plum), 3585 nucleotides long. RefSeq names its product acetylajmalan esterase-like. Gene Ontology annotation, molecular function: hydrolase activity, acting on ester bonds. Bases 2593 to 3585 code for a protein of 330 amino acids. The record is from RefSeq and is a predicted model, not a curated record. The transcript is spliced from 12 exons. Lineage: Eukaryota; Viridiplantae; Streptophyta; Magnoliopsida; Ericales; Ebenaceae.
GAUACCCAUACCCAUACCCAUACGGACGUGAUGUUGAAGAUCUUCAAGUCUGGCCAAGAAGACUGUCACUUUCCCGUGAAACCUGCAUUCAAUUCAAUUCAAUUCAAUUUACCCUUCAAUUCUUCAAUCUUCUCUUUCUCUUCUUCAAUUGCCCCUGCAAGAAAGAAAGAGAAAAAACCAAGAAAAAAUAUCUGGGUAUCCACCUCCAGAUUCCCCUCGCUUUCGAUUGUUUUACGUCUUGGUUUCUUUUGUUUCAUCCUGGGGUCUUCCCUGACCGGAUUCUUUCCCCCAAAAUGGUGAAUCUUGGUUUGAUUUCAGGGAGCAAGUCUGGGAAAUCCGUGAAAUUGAGUUUCAGAAUCGCUUAUUACACUCAAUGGGGGGCAGACUCUUCUGGUCUCUUCUUCUGAACCGGUGCUUGGUUCAUGGAGUGUUAAGAAAGGCCUUGUGUUUAGUCCUUGUCAUGAAGACAGGUUCGGAUGAUCUCCCUCUUCGAAGUGCCUUGAUAAAUGUCAUCUUCCACAAAACUUGGAGCUUGGAUAUUGAAGGAUCCUCAGAAUAAUUUUGGUGAGAAAUGUAAUCGCAAUUCAAAGUAACUGGAUUUUUCCUUUUGACAUUUGUCUCUGGUUUGAUAUCACCAUCUGCUUUGAUGUGUGUUGUUUGCAUUUUAACAUCAUAAGCAGAUUCAGUGAUUGUUCAUUUCAAAAUUUGCUUCCCAAGUAUGGAAGAAGGAUCAUCAGGAAGAUCUCCUCCUGGAUGAUAUUACACAAUUCUCUGCAAAUAGUUGGGUACUUGCAGAUUUUCCGGAAGAUCUAUUUUUAAUAUGUGGAAUUUAUUUUAAGGUCUAUUUUUAAUACAUUGAAUUUAUCAACUGUUGACUUCCUUAAUUUCAGCACAUAUAUGUGUACAUUUUCCCUCUUUUUUAUAAGUAAAUCCAUAAUUUCGGCAGAUUUAUGUAAUUAUAAGUUCUGUAAUAUGUUCAGGAGGCACUUAAACUUAAUUACGCCAGUGAAUCAAUUUGGCAAGCAGAUUGGGUUAUGAAAAAGAACGAUUUUCUUAUUAAAUAUCCUUUUGGCUGUCCACGUCUGGCAUAAGUUGUGACGUAUUAAUUAUUUUAUUUUAUUUUUGUAACUUCUCCCCACUCCCCCCCCCCCGCCUCAAAAAAAAAAAAAAAAAAGAAAGGAAAGAAAACGGAGAGAAAAACAUAUUGGUCUUUGUUUCUCCCUUAGCAGCUAGUUCACAUGCAGAUGGGGUAAAUAUAGCAAGGCAGGGAACUUUUCCUUAGAAAUUGGUCAAAAUUGAGUCCUAAUUGUUGACUUCGGAAGUUGCCUGCUUUUAAAGUUUUUUCUUUUCCCCUCAAAGUGGACUUUUCCCUCUGUAAACCAGUGAAUGUACUGAUAUGUGAUCUUUAUUGGCGUUACUUUUACUGAUCCCACGGGACAUCUUACAGAAUAUCACAAUUGGCUCAAAAUUUUUUAUAGGGCUGCAAGCAAACGGACCUGAGGCAUGUAUCUGGCUGUUUUUGGUCACUAGGUUGCAAGAAGCGUGUAUGCUUGGCUCAGGCAUCAGUCUUUCCAAUAAUUUGUGUUUUCUCUUAGCUUGGCUAUCAGAUUUCAUGCCUGAAAACUUAUUAUCACUGUUAGAUUUUAUGCACACCUUUCGGGAAUUCCAAAUCUUAGUCAUCGACUUUCCAUGCCCUAAUUUUUUGUGGUUGAAUAAAUGCGGUUAGUGAUUGAUUAGAUUUUGUUACUCAAAUGUGGCACCGAAAAGCAAGUAGGAUGUGCCAUGCCACAUCAAAACACAUUUCAUAAGUGCACUGGUGGAGACAUAUGAUUACUUGAUUGCGUGUAACUUUAUCUUUCAUCACAUUUUUAUUAGCCUUCUUAUAAUUUUCUAUGUGGCAAAAUAGCAAAUGUGAGCUACCUUAGGCUUGCUAAGAAAAUGAAUUGAGAAAUAGAGAUGGAUAAAUAGCUUUGUCUUGUUGUUCAGUGACUUUAAUGGACCUGAGUAAUCAUUUUUCAUCAUCAUAUGAUUUGAAAAUAUUAUAAUCUCUUAUCCCACUUGUUUUUGGUCGUGCAGCUCGCUUUCAGUAUUUGCAUUGCACCCAUUGUACCUGAGAGUACAUGCCCUUUCAAAUUCUAUUCCAGAGGAGAUCAAGCAUGAAGUCCAAAGGGCGAAAGAAGAGCUGGUUAGAAAGAAGCUGCAGAAUAUGCAAGAAAGAAAGGAGUGGUGCUGAAAGGAGAUCUGCCUAUUGGUGUUGACAGAAACAGUGUGGAUACGUGGGUCGACCCAAAUCUGUUCUGGAGGAACACAUCUACUGGGGCACCUCCUGAUUAUUUUGAUAAAAAUGGGCAAAAUUGGGGAUUCCGACUUGUAAUUGGGAGGUGAUGUCAAAAGACAAUUAUGCUUGGUGGCGUGCCCGCUUAACACAGGAUUGAUCACAUACUUGGAUUCUUUAGGAUCUGGGAGCUUCCAGAACAUGCAAUGACGGGUCUUGUUGGGAAGUUUCGACCCACUAUUCCUUUAUCUCAGGAAGAGCUUGAAAGAGAGGGACUGGGACUUUGAUCGCCUGAGACGUCCAUAUAUUCGGCAGGAAUGUUUACAGGUAAUUUAAUUCGCGAGAGUACAAUUGGUGUUGGAACACCGUUUGCUAAGCUUCCUAAUGGGGAAACUUAUUUCAAGAAUGCAACCGGACGUUGCUCGAAUGGAUUGUUGAUGAUCAAUUAUUUGGCGAUGGCGACGAGCUUACCUUUCCUAGACCCGUACAUGAAUACGAGUGGAGACUUUGGACAUGGAGUAAAUUUUGCAGUUGCAGGCUCUACAACACUGCCUGUGGAUUUUCUAGCCAAGAAAAAUAUUUCAACUAUGGUUACACAUAGUUCACUUGAAGUACAACUUGGUUGGAUGUCUACACAUUUUAACUUUACUUGUCAUAACGAAAGAGAUUGUUUGGAGAUGCUUAAGAGUUCCCUUUUCAUGGUUGGAGAGAUUGGAGGUAAUGAUUAUAAUUAUGCUUUCUUGGGAGGUAAAACUAUGGAAGAGAUAAAGGAUAUCGUACCCGAUGUUAUACAAGCCAUUACUGACGCUGUUAGAACUGUUAUUCAAUAUGGAGCUGUUCGAGUGGUGGUUCUCGGUAAUUUUCCAAUAGGUUGUUUUCCACUUUACCUUACUGUUUUUGAGGCUAACGACACGACAGCCUAUGACGAGCAUCAUUGUUUGAAAGAGCUAAAUGGCCUAUCAAUCUACCACAAUAAUCACUUAAAGAAGGCCAUUAAAGAAUUAAAACAAGAAUUUCCUAAUGCUGUCAUUGUAUACGGCGAUUACUAUAAUGCUUUCGAAUGGCUUUUCGUGGAGGCCCCAUAUAUUGGAUUUGAUGACACAUCUCUUCAGAAAGCAUGUUGUGGCAUUGGAGGUAAAUACAAUUUCAAUCUAUUCAAAAAUUGUGGAGUUCACGAGGUGUCUGUUUGUUUAAAUCCAAAUGAAUUCAUCAGUUGGGACGGGGUGCAUUUAACGCAACAUGCUUAUCUAAUUAUGACUAGAAGGCUUGUCGAGGACAUGCUACCCCAACUUCUUUGCAAUUUUAUUUAG